AUGAACCAUGUCGUUGCUGUAUGCUCCGUACUCCGUACUCUGUGCUGUGUCGACCCGCGCACGGACCACCGGUCCGUGGAGAAAAAGUUCUUGAACUUUUACUCCUCCGCGACUUCAGCGCCCUCUUACACCCCCAUAACUCAGAAUAAAAUGGCGUCCCGGAAACAUGACCUACUCGAUCUCUCGGGCAGUGAAGACGAAGUCGAUCGCGGCUACGACUCCGAAGACAAUGUGGCGGAGAGCAAAGGCCGAGCCGUGAAGAGGCGCAGGACAGCGGACAACCAAGAUCCCUUCGGACUCGAGUCUGACGAGGAAGAGAGUGAUAUCAACGAAGAAGAGGAAGAAUCUCGCGCCAAAGGCAAGGGCCGCAAGCAAACGAAGACACGAGACACAGAAGACGAGGAUGAAGAUGAAAAUGACGAAGACGACGAAGAGGACGGCGGCGCAAGCCUAGAUGACACAGCAGACUCUAGCAAACCCAAGAGCAAACUGCUCAACAAGAAGCUUGCAAAGCUGACCAGCGGCAAGCCACCUAAGAAGGACAAGAGUGGUGUGGUGUAUCUAUCAUCUCUCCCACCAUACCUCAAGCCCUUCGCGCUCAAGAACAUGCUCGAGAAGCGAAACUUCGGACCGAUCACAAAGGUCUUCCUCGCACCAUUGCUCCCGUCUGCCGCCGGCCAAAAGCAAAAAUCCAACAAGCGCAAGCUCUACACAGAUGGCUGGAUUGAAUUCAAAUCAAAGCGGCAACUUUGCGCAGAGACAUUGAACGCUCGAACCAUAGGAGGUCUCAAAUCAUCAUGGUACCGGGAUGAUUUGUGGAACAUGAAGUACCUCAAGGGAUACAAAUGGGCCAACCUGAUGGAACAGAUCCAGAUGGAGCGCGCAACGAGGGAAGCCACUCAGCGCAUGGCGGACCAGAAGGCCAAGCGGGAGGACAAGGUUUACAUCUCUGGAGUCGAGUCGGGCAGAAUUGCAGAUGGAAUGCAGAAGAAGGAGGAAGAGAAGCAGAAGAGGCGACUGGAAGAGCAGGAUGGGAAAGAGAAGCAGACCCAAAAGCCUGCGCGCAAGAUUAGGAGGACAUUCGAGCAGUCUAAGGCUGUCAAGAAUGAUGGAAAUCUGGCGGAUGAUACUCAGCGGGUGCUUGGGAAGAUCUUCUAA
This is a messenger RNA of Penicillium salamii, 1158 nucleotides long. The record is from the annotation of a GenBank genome assembly. Lineage: Eukaryota; Fungi; Ascomycota; Eurotiomycetes; Eurotiales; Aspergillaceae.